Molecule: messenger RNA, 1321 nt
Organism: Notechis scutatus (mainland tiger snake)
Lineage: Eukaryota; Metazoa; Chordata; Lepidosauria; Squamata; Elapidae
Gene: ELP5
Product: elongator acetyltransferase complex subunit 5
Biological process (GO): tRNA wobble uridine modification
Cellular component (GO): elongator holoenzyme complex; cytosol; nucleus
Molecular function (GO): tRNA binding
Source: RefSeq, a predicted model, not a curated record
CCGCUUGGAGCCAAGUCCCGAGGAGGCGGUAGAGCCGCGAAGGGAUGCUGGAGGCGCUGCUGUCCGGGGCCGCCGAGGGACUGAUCCUCAUCCAGGAUUCAGUUGCUUGCGAAGGCCGCUCCUUGCUGAAGAGCUUCAUCACAGCUGCCGCCCAGCGGGCAGAGUCCAUCCACGUUCUCAGCUUUGACCUCCCAGAAUUGGAAUUCAAGGAUGGGCUGAGCACUGAAGUGACCUCCCAGAUAUUGUUCCACGAUGCUUUCCCCGAUCCCCUGGGCUGGUCCGGGAGGGGCAACGGCCUGACCCUGGCGGUAUUCUCCGCUUCGGAAUUGGCAUCCUGCCUGGCCACCACCCCACGGGGACCCACCACGCUCGUGCUGGAUUCCCUCAGCUGGCCGCUCCUCCGCCUUCCCUUCCCCUCUGUCUGCCAGGUGCUGGCACAGCUGCCCGGGAGAGCGAACGUGGCUGGGCUGAAAAUUGUCCGGAUUGUGGCCCUCGUCCACGGGGAUUUGCACCCGCCAGCCCAGCUGGAUGUACUGAAGGCCCUGGCCCGCCUGGUGGUGGCCCUGCAGCCGGGACCGAGGAGCGGACGGGGUGGGGAGGGGACUCCUCAAACUGCCGCCGUCCUCCAUAGGAAGAGGGGAAGCCAGCUUCUGCAGAAGACGGAGCUCUUCAGCAUCCUCCCCGGGUUCGGGUUCAAAUUCCUCGGCGAGCUGCCACCGAAAGGCGUUUGCAGAGAGGAUGAGGCAGAAGGACGGGAACUCAUCGCAGUUGAUCCGACGGCCCGCCUGACUUUCAAUCUGCAUCUCACGGAGGCCGAGCGCCAAGCCAGGGAAUCGGUGCCUCUCCCGUACCACUUCAGCGAGGAAAAGAAAUCCUCUCUCCUGCAGACGUCGACGGAGGAAGGCAAAAUCUACUACGAACCAGAUGCCGCCGAUGAUUUUGACGAUGAAGAUCCUGAUGACGAUUUGGACGUGUGAAGGAGAAACAGGGGGACUGACCCCCCCCCCCCCCCCCAGAUCUGGAACCGGGAUCCUUUUACAUCUUCCCGGAGAGCUGCUUUCCUCUGCAACGUGGGAAUGAUGGCAGACAGAGCCAGUCUGGGCACUGGGAAUGGACUGGAACCCGGGGGCCACCUGAAAAGAGAGAAAAACAAUCCAGAUUUCCUGCUUCCUGUGGGGGAAAAAGAGACAGGAGUAAGAAAGUGACCUGCAGGAAAUCGGUCGGGAUCGCUUUGCUGAGGGUGGAGAGAGAGAUUUGGUUUAACCGUCCUUUCGAGGAAGGAGAGAUUCCUAGCUGGGCAGCCAAUAAAUUACCUGAGUGC